AGGACUCAUCAACAACUCGUCUGAAACUCGUGUGAAACAAGUCCUUCAACUCUCACACUUUUCUUUACUCUCUAUUUGGUCGUCAUACAUAAAGGUCGAGGAACACGAACCUAUAUUAAUGAUGUUCCUCAAAAUGGCACCCCAUUUUUGUCUGAUUUUACUCCUAAUGAUCUCAGAAGCUCUUGGAAAUGAAUGGAGUGUGAUACACAACAAAACACAGCUUUGUGCUUUAAAAGGUUCUACAGUGUUUAUGAGCAUCAUUCACACACAUCCAACAGAUGUUACAGUGACCAAAACAUUUUGGGUAAUAGACCCAGCUCCAGAUAAAGAGCUGACUGAUCUGCGUGAUGAUCCAGGUUACUCAGGCCGAGUGGAGUAUUUAGAAGGUGAACAAAAUCACUUUUCCCUCAGACUGAGUGAUGUGAAAAAAUCAGAUGAACACAAGUACUGCUUCAGAGUCAUAACAAAUGUAGAGAAGGAAAAAUGGUUGGGGAAACCGGGAGUUACACUCGGAGUUACAGAUCUUCAGCUGAUCGCUCCUGCAGAAGUGACAGAGGGAGAAUCAGUCAUUCUGACCUGUAAAACCACCUGCAGUCUGACUGAUCCAACAUUCAUCUGGUACAAAAACACACAUGAUUUAACCACAAACACCUUCAAGAGCAACGAACUCCACCUGCAGAGGGUCAGCAGUGAGGAUGCAGGCAGUUAUAACUGUGCUGUAAGAGGAUCUGAACAUCUCCCAUCUCCUGCUCAAUACCUCAGUGUCAGAUAUCCUCCAAAGAAUGUCUUAGUGUCUAUCAGUCCUUCUGGUGAGAUAGUGGAUGGAAGUUCAAGGAAUCUGACCUGCAGCAGUGACGGUAACCCACCUGUGGAGAACUACACCUGGUUUAAGGAGAAUGAAACAUCACCUGUAGGAUCAGGACAGAGUUACAGAGCUCUACAGAGUGGACUGUACUACUGUGAGGUUCAGAAUAAACUCGGCUCUGAGAGAUCAGCUGCAGUGUCCAUCACUAUAAAUGCGCCAGUCUCUGUAAUUGUGUAUGUGGCUGUUGGACUUGGACUUUUGGGGCUUGCAGCUCUUCUUUCUUUAUUCAUCUGGCUGAGAUGCAGGAGACGGAAGAAUAAUCCAGAUGAAGGUGACUAUCAGAACGUUGGGCUGAGGGCUAAAGACAAGAUGCAUGCAGCACAGGUUUCUCAUCCCAGUCCUCCUGAUGACACGCUCACUUCUGACUACUGCAAUGUGGAAACUAUCAGGAACAUGAUGAUGAAAAAGUCCUGAAACAGCUGAUGAAUAGAGAGAACUCCUCACUGAAGUGGAGAAGCUGAAUCACUUCUUUACACCAGCAACAUCAACAACUUACAGCCAUUUAAAACUGUUUUAAUCCUUUCAAACCAGUGUGUGUGUGUGUGUGUGUGUGUGUGUGUGUGUGUGUGUGUGUGUGUGUGUGUUUGCUGUUUUAAGUGCCAGUUUAAUAUGUUCAAGUGGAGUUACCACCCUAAAAUAUUUGCUAAACCAAUAUUAAAUUACUUCAAACAAAUCUAUGAUAAACUCUGAACUCUGAAGUUCUGCUCUCCUGCAUGUCUCAGGUGAUGUUAGUGACUACCUGAAGGACAAAUAUGAUCUUUAAAGUGCCAUUAGAGCUGACAAGAAUCAAUUCAGACUGGAGUGUCAUUACACCACCACUGCCCCCUGGCACAUGUAGCAGGAAUUACAGAAUAUCAGUCUUUCAAUGCAGAUAGUGUGUUUUGUUAGCAACAUGCUAGUCAUCUAACAUUACUGAUUAUAUUUCUGAUGUAUUACUUUCUCUAAACUGUAAACUGCAGGUCAGUGUUAUAGAUUUAAGCAGCUCAUGUGUUUGUACUGAUGAAUCUAAAGUAAUAACUGCUAUAAACUCAUUUAAAGCAGUGAAGUGAUGUUUUUUUUUAUUAUUUCAUUACUUAUAUUUUUAUUUAUUUUUUACUGUUGAUGAUGUAAACAUUAUGAUGUUGCUCUUAUGACGUUUGCUAAAACCUUCUUGACCUUCUGAGUAGAAUUUCUGGGCAUAAGCAAAGCUUUAAAUAUCAUUUUGUAUUUUUUUUUUCACUCAAAUAAACAUUUAAAAGCUGAAAAAGCAGAUACAGACUUGG
Molecule: messenger RNA, 2127 nt
Organism: Silurus meridionalis
Lineage: Eukaryota; Metazoa; Chordata; Actinopteri; Siluriformes; Siluridae
Product: B-cell receptor CD22-like
Exons: 9
Coding region: 119-1279 (386 amino acids)
Source: RefSeq, a predicted model, not a curated record